Molecule: messenger RNA, 895 nt
Organism: Chara braunii
Lineage: Eukaryota; Viridiplantae; Streptophyta; Charophyceae; Charales; Characeae
Source: the annotation of a GenBank genome assembly
ACUAUCAUGUUCACCAUCAGGCACCAUACCGACUCUCGAUUGCAGAGGCGAUGGAACUCAAGCGUCAGCUUGAGAAGCUCCUUCGACUGGGUUUCAUUAAACCCAGUAACUCCCCUUGGGGUGCACCUGUCCUCUUUGCUCGCAAAGCGGACAAAACUCUCCGCCUCUGCAUCGACUACCGCGGCCUUAACCGUUACACAGUUAAGAGCAACUAUCCCAUGCCCCGCGCGGAUGAGCUGUUUGAUCGUCCGACAGACAACCGCUUCUUCACGAAGAUCGAUCUUCGUAGCGGUUAUCACCAGAUCCGCGUUGCUGCAGAGGAUCAGCCGAAGACUGCCUUCCGAUCGCGCUUCGGUCACUACAAGUUCACGGUGAUGCCAUUCGGCCUCACCAAUGCACCCGCCACCUUCCAGACGGCGAUGAACGACAUCUUCAGGGACAUCCUUGAAGAAUACGUUCUCGUAUACCUGGACGACAUCUUGGUCUACAAUCGUACCUUAGAAGACCAUAUCAAACACCUCCACGACGUCCUACAGCGCUUACGCAAGCAUGGCUUUUAUGCCAAGCUUAGUAAGUGCCGCUUUGCCCAGCGCAAAGUGGACUUCCUAGGACACCAUGUGUCUGACCAGGGUCUCCACAUGGACGACGCGAAGAUCACUGCUAUUGCAGAGUCGCCUGUCCCCAUAUCUGCCAAGCAGCUUCGCAGUUUCCUAGGCCUCACCAGCUACUAGAGUAAUUUUAUCCAGGGAUACGCUAGGUAUUCCUACGUCCUUACCUCCACCCUCCUUCGAAAAAACCUACCGUGGUUUUGGACACCCCUCUGCGAGGAUGCCUUCCACGCCCUCAAGAAGGCGGUGACUUGUACGCCGGUUCUUCGCCUCGCAAAUUUUGAUCG